This is a messenger RNA of Mesorhabditis spiculigera, 882 nucleotides long. Lineage: Eukaryota; Metazoa; Nematoda; Chromadorea; Rhabditida; Rhabditidae. The record is from the annotation of a GenBank genome assembly.
AUGGAUCUGCUGCACUUUGAUAGAAAACGAGGGCGCACGUUUGAUGAAGACGCGCCGACGCCGAGCGGUUCAUUUGAGGUAGACGUGCUCACCAACGUGUCCAUCGUGCGAAAUCGAGGCGGAGAAGAUGAAGGCCGGAGAUUACACGAACAGGGUCACUUUGGGCAUUUCCUGUGGGACGAAUUUCGACAGUCGAACGCCGCAUCGGCUGAUUGCGAGGAAAACGAUGAAGUGGGCGCCAAAAUGGGCCAGGAGGACGACUGGGAGCCGGAAACGAAACGCCGGAAAAGCGUAGAUCCGAAUUCUCGACGACCGGACGACCCGGAAAGUCGAUCUGGCGAGAGAAGAGUUAAAAAUGGGAAAAAGCGCGGAAAACAAGCCGCUAAUGGGCAAAAUGGGAAAAACCUGGUGAGAUGUACGGACACGCAACUUCGACUGAACGUGGAGGAGACGCUGUUUUUAUGCUGGCGCGGGACGAUCGUCGCCUUCAAAGAGGAAUCCCUGCUCGACUGCCAGGCCCUGUGGGAGCAUUUUACGGUGUACAAUGACGCGGCCGCGAUGGCACGGCAAUUCCUCGUCUACACCCGACUGCGCGAUGAUGGAUGGGUGCCGGCGGCUGGCACGAAAUUUGGCGUUGAUUACUUGAUCUACAAGUACGGUCCCGACUACUACCACGCGACAGCCGGCGUGAAGAUCGCCUCCUCGUUGGCGCCGUCGGAGAUGAUCGCCUACAAUCGUUGCCUCUUCAACGCGAGAAAGGCAUUGAUCGUGGCCACCGUUGAUCUACCAGAAAAUUCGAAUCUGGCCGAAUUUUCGGCACUACAAGAUGCAUACGUGGAGUUACAAGUGCAGAGCACAUUCUUCCCGAAUCGACACCGAGAA